Messenger RNA from Patiria miniata (bat star), 1171 nucleotides. Its product is annotated as histamine N-methyltransferase-like. The coding region runs from base 57 to 956 and encodes 299 amino acids. The record is from RefSeq and is a predicted model, not a curated record. Lineage: Eukaryota; Metazoa; Echinodermata; Asteroidea; Valvatida; Asterinidae. The transcript is spliced from 3 exons.
GGUCAAAAAGUGCGUGCACAAAAUACUACGUGUGAUACUUAAUAUGCAACGGGAAAAUGAAAAUGGCUACGCCGCCUACUCUGCAAACACUAUCGAAACACAAAUAUCAUGAAGCCUAUAGAGUGUACAGUAGAUUGAGCAACAGAAAGAAAAGUCUAGUCGAAUGGUUCCGUGGAAAUACACAUUUGUUGGCCGACGCCAUUGCAGUGUCGAUGUCACAGGAUACGGAAUUGAAACUGCUUAGUGUUGGAGGAGGGGACGGUCAUGUGGAAAGGCAGAUCUUGUCCUGUCUCAGAGACAGUUUAGGAUAUGACAAGAUGAAUGUUACCAUUGUCGAGCCGGAGGCAAGCAGCAUUCAACGCUUUCAGGAUGUAGUUGCUAAAGAGCCUCUAUGUGGCGUCAAUUUCGACUGGAGAUGCCAGCCUUUUCAAAAAUACGCGAAAUCCGAAGAGGCGAUGAGCGACAAGUUUCACAUCAUAACUUGCAUCAGUAGUCUUUACUUCUUGGGAGACUUGGACGAGGCUUUGACAAAUCUGUACGGCAGACUCGAGGAUGGUGGUAUUCUACUACUUGGGGUGUCACAAGGUGGAAUUGGUUGGGGAAAGCUGGUGGGGUAUCUCCGAACCAAGUUGGAGAGCAGCCCACUAUUCAUCUCAUCUUCGGAAGUUCAAAACGCAUGCAAGAACCUCAACAUGCCCGUCUCAAAGAUGCACGUCGUCAAGACGUACCUAGAUGUCUCGAUGUGUCUAGACAAACCCAAUGACCAGCUCUCACAAGACGGGCAAGCUCUGCUGGAUUUUAUGACGCGUAGAGAGGACUUCGUUCGGCAAGCACCGCCGGAUUUGCGGGACGAGCUGCUGAGGUUCUUGGGCAGCGAGUGCUCAGAAAGGGGUCCGGCUGGGGAGUUUAUACUCGAUGAAAGCACCGUCUUAGUUGUCGUAAGUCACAAGGGAUGAGUUUGAACGUUUUAAGGAAGGGUUAGCUUCUCUGAUUUCGAGGCAUAUAGGAUCAUUAUUUUGUAUUUAUCGCAAAUGUAACCAACCGAAAUAUUAUCCAAAAGCUUACUACUUUAAAGAUCGUACUAUAGCACUGACUCCCCUGUGAAAUUAUUUCGUCUGGCUUGCUGUCAUGUAAAAGAAAAAGGUUUCUUCGAUAAAACGGGAGAUGUCCU